Messenger RNA from Lichtheimia ornata, 3507 nucleotides. RefSeq lists its product as uncharacterized. NCBI's taxonomy places the organism in Eukaryota, Fungi, Mucoromycota, Mucoromycetes, Mucorales, Lichtheimiaceae. Gene Ontology annotation, molecular function: phosphatidylinositol binding; guanyl-nucleotide exchange factor activity; SNARE binding. The transcript has 16 exons. Gene Ontology annotation, cellular component: transport vesicle; early endosome; plasma membrane. The coding region runs from base 1 to 3507 and encodes 1168 amino acids. Gene Ontology annotation, biological process: early endosome to late endosome transport. The record is from RefSeq and is a predicted model, not a curated record.
AUGCAUCCAUUACUAGAAGAUGUGUUGAAGGAGCCACGACUUGCAGCUACGAGUCCACAUAUUGCAAUUGUGUUGCUGCCGCCCAUAGAUACCAUGCCACCUGCACCAUGCACUUUGGAUUUUCUCGCAAGCCAUGUCAUUGUCACAUUGUGGGAUCCCACAGUCGAAAGCAGUGCAUCAGCAACCGCCAUGCCAAGACCAUCGCUUUCAGCUUCCAUGCUCUCUCGUCUCUCGCCUAAAUCAACACGCCGUGAACGAAGCAACUCCAUUCUCGACGGCCUCCGAUCGCGAUCCAAGAGUACACUACAUGACGGCAAUGGAGGUCUAUCAUUGAGCACCGUGAACAACAAGCCUGUCCUUUUUCACAACCGUCAAAUCACGUUUGGGGGCAAUCGCACUAUCACUAUUCACCACGAAGACGUUGUUUACAAUGCUGACGACCGUGUGACACAUCUCCUGCUCUACCUUGAACAACCAUUGUGUAUUCAACAAGAGACGAGCACCAUUCCGCAAAAUACUCAACCCAUGCUGCCUGUGGUAGAGCAAAGUUCCAUCAAGCAAAUGCUUUCCAAGUCAUUCAAUUCAAGUCAUCGAGCAGUGCGACAAUUUUGUGAUGCUGCCCUUUCGGAAACCAAUCUUGGCGAGUUACAUGCACGCAUGAAGGAUUUAUUGGAAGAAGCAUUCACGUAUGUGGACGGCUACCUGGAUAGUGCAUUAUUUGAUCCAACAAAGAGUUUAUCCCAUGAUGAAGCUUACAAGGUGUGUGAAAGCCAUGUGAUGGAAGAAACAUAUGAUAUGGUCUUUUUCAAGAUCACGCACUUGAUGCAGCAAAUGGACGAAGAGGUCGCCAACGUACUCGAUUCGAUGGAGAGUUUGGAUUUUAUUCAAGUGGGCUUACCAGAGGGACGUACUGUAAGACGACGUGUCGAACGAGCUGGCAACACCUUGCGACAAAUUGGAACCUUUCGUACACCUGCUGAGAAACUAGAGUGCCUGCUUUGCUCAAUUACGCAGUUAUCAGAAAGCACGGAUGAAGAUUCAGACGACGAGUUGGAUUCUGAUGCUUUGGUGUCAUUGUUGGUAUUGACUUUGAUAAGGGGACAAGUGGCUCAUUUGGUUGCCAACAUCACUUACAUGAAGGAAUUUACCUUUGAACAAAAUUUGGCAGUUGGCCGCUAUGGAUUUGCCAUUAGUACACUGGAAGGCGUGAUGCAAUACAUCCUCGAGUCAAGGACACAUUUGGCAUCAGUGGCAAGGCGAAAUGAUAUGUUAUGGGCAGCCAUCAAAAGCGGUGAUUUGGAUUUGGUGGUCCAGGUCUGUGGCAAGCACACCACCAUGGAAAGAACGUCAUCUUCGGCGAGGAUAUCGUUGAGUUUGCCUGCCGUUGAUAUUACACGAGUGCGAGAUGCUUCUGGAAACAAUGCUCUAAUGAUAGCCGCAGUUGCUGGUCAAACAGACAUUAUCAAGUAUCUUCUUCAACAUCAUUCACCAGAGGAUGACUUGUACAAUGAUCGUGGUGAAACGCCCUUGAUGCUCUCAGUCAAAAGCCAAUGCUCAACAGCCGUGAAGCUACUGCUCGACUUUUUUGGUGCGCAAGAUGGGAUACGGGAGCGAGAUGGAAAUUCAGCGUUCCUAGUUGCAUGCAGCCUUGGAAAUGUGGAUAUUAUGCGGAUGUUAUUGGAUCAUGGCAGCAAAUGGGAUACACGUAACAAUAUCAGACAAGGUCCACUUCAUCUAGCAGCUACUCAUGAGCAAGCCAUCGUGUACCUAUUGGAUCAAGUGAAUGAUGAAACGACAUAUACAUGGGUGGAUGAAAACGACAACACAUUUCUACACUUGUGCAAUCAACCAAGGGCGCUUGAUCAUUUUAUAUCACGUUGCAAUGGAUGGCAAGAUAUUUUGGACAUGGAAAACAAGCGUGGUUGGACGCCUUUAUUGACAUGGGCAGCCAAUGGAUGGUUUCAUAUGAUGGAGACCUUGCUUACACAUCCGAUACGACAUGAGCGUCUUGUGGCAACACAUGAUCCAGAAGGACGUACAGCAUUGCAUCUUGUUGCAAACUCAUUGGAAAGAAAGCCGACUUUGGGAACACAAGGAUUGAAAUAUUUGGUGUGCCAUUUCAGUGAUCUAGCGAAUGUACGAGAAUGGACAAAGGGAAAUACACCAUUGCAUCUUGCAGCAUCCCUUCGUAUCCUCGACAGCAACAGAGCUUUCAUAUGCAUGUUUAUUCGACAUUUGGUUGUGGAUGCAGGUGCAAGGAUAGAUGGAUUGAAUUAUCGAGGUGCAAGAGCGGGGCAUAUUUGCCGUGACCCUGAGGUGCUUGUCUUAUUGGAUGACGUGGCGUUGGAAGCAGCAGCAGCAGCAGCAGCUCAACAAGAAAAACACCACAUGCAUCCAUACGCAUAUCAAGUUACACGAGCAACGCUUAUUCAUCAACCUACGACUACUAUUUUGUAUACCAUUCAAAGCUGUGCUCCAGGGCAAAGGAAUGAGCAACGACAACGACGACUAGCUGAUUUUGUUCAACUAAGAAAGGACAUCUCACAUGAAUGCCCUGAAGCGUUUCUACCAACAUUACGGCAUUUGGUUGAUCCCGAACAAGUUGAUUUACGACCACCACCUAUUUAUUUGCGAGAGGAAGCCAUCCAGCGAUUGGGUCAUUUUAUGCAAUGGUUGCAGCAACACCCUACUCUCCAGGACCAUGAUUUGGUGCGUACCUUUGUACGAUCCAAAGAGCUAAAGAGAGAGACGAUUGAAACAGCAUCCUUUGCAAGGCGUGAUCUAUUGUUGGAGAAGAUUGGUGAAUCAUUUUCAUCCUCGGGCAAUGAAUUUGGUGGAAGCGAGGACGAAGAAUACUUUUUCUCUUAUUCCCAAAGCAACAUUGAAGCGCUCCGAGAUAGUUUGCUGGGUGUGAUUCUUGCAGGACGUCAAGUCAUACGAUGUCGUCGUGAUCUCGAAAUGGCGAUGCAUCAAGUGGUGCAAGGAUGGAUGAUGGGUGGUAAUAAACAAGCAAUGCUCACGACGAUGAAAGUCUGUGCCGGGACGACCGGUGACACCGCGUUUGGCACGUCUUUGUGGGAAGACACAGUACAGCAAUUUCAAACGAUGCAUGAUUUGGCUGAUGGAAUCCUGAUGGCCCUGCAGCGACCCCUUUGGCUAUUGCAUCGACGCAUGGAGCUACGAGAGCAACUCGAGAUGAAACGUGAUCAUUUACGACGAGUCAAGUCAUGGAACGAAGUGAUCCCAACACAACGACGACAAAUUGAACAAGCAAAAGAAAGCGUGGUUGAAACGCUCAGCGAUCUCGCGCGAACAGGCAGUCAAAUCGCCCAAUCACAUCAAGUGAUUUCCGACGAAAUGGCCCAUUUUCAACGUGUUCACCCCAUCCACAUCCAUACUGCCAUCCGUAAUUUCGUAUCAGGACAACUUGCAAGGGAGAGAUACAAAUUGGAAUGCCUUUUGGAGACGAAGCGCAAGUUGGGGAAGAGGUCUACCAAAAGAGGGUGA